AUGGCAAAUGCAUCAGAAAAUUUGGGGUAUGAAAUGGUCCAUGCUCCACCGAGUCCCACACGUUCCGUUGCUAAGGGCAACUUCCCACCUUAUGUAUGUGUAGAAAUGAGCCACAGCUGGUGGACCGCAAUGCACGCCGUCCCUCCCCCAUGCUCUCAUUGGAGGAAGUCCGGCGUCACUUGUAGCAGGAGAUCAGAGGAGAAUCUUAUAUCUUCAGAUUAUAAAGCAGAUGAUGAUAUCACACAAGAUACAUAUGAAGAACAUUCCAUUAUCCCAGAUACACCCUCAGCCCUUCACAGCCAAGAUCUGUCAUCUCAUCCUUAUAUACAGGUCCUGUCUUCUCAGUCAUCACAGAAAGAUCACAGAAGGGGUGUUGGACAUCAACGAGCUCAUACAGGAAAGAAACCAUAUUCUUGCUCAGAAUGUGGGAAAUGUUUUACUGACAAAUCACAUCUUGUUAAACAUCAAAGAACUCACACAGGGGAGAAGCCAUUUUCAUGUUCAGAAUGUGGAAAAUGUUUUAAUAAGAAAUCAAAUCUUGUUCAACAUAAAAGAACUCACACAGGGGAGAAGCCCUUUUCAUGCUCAGAAUGUGGGAAACGUUUUUCUUGCAAAUCAGAUGUUCCGCGACAUCAAAGAACUCACACAGGGGAGAAACCAUUUUCAUGUUCAGAAUGUGGGAAAUGUUUUACUGAUAAAUCAAAUCUUGUUCAACAUAAAAAAACUCACACAGGGGAGAAGCUAUUUUCAUGCUCAGAAUGUGGGAAACGUUUUACUUGCAAAUCAGAUGUUACUCGACAUCAAAGAACUCACACGGGGGAUAAACCAUUUUCAUGUUCAGAAUGUGGGAAAUGCUUUACUCAUCAUACAAGUCUUUAUAAGCAUAAAAUAACUCACACAGGAGAGAAGCCAUUUUCAUGUUCAGAAUGUGGGAAAUGCUUUCCUCAUCAUUCAAGUCUUUAUAGGCAUAAAAGCACUCACACAGGGGAGAAGCCAUUUUCAUGUGCAGAAUGUGGGAAAUGUUUUAUUCAGAAAUCAAAUCUUCUUCAGCAUCAAAGAACUCACACUGGGGAGAAGCAAUUUUCAUGUUCAGAAUGUGGGAAAUGCUUUACUCAUCAUACAAGUCUUUAUAAGCAUAAAAGAACUCACACAGGAGAGAAGCCAUAUUCAUGUUCAGAAUGUGGGAAGUGUUUUAAUAGCAAAUCACAACUUAUUCAACAUAAUAUAACUCAUACAGGAGAGAAGCCAUAUUCUUGUUCAGAAUGUGGGAAAUGUUAUACUCAUCAGCCAAGUCUUAUUAGACAUCAAAGAACUCACACAGGGGAAAAGCCAUUUUCAUGUUCAGAAUGUGGGAAAUGUUUUACUUUUAAAUCAGGUCUUGUUGUACAUCAACAAACUCACACAGGAGAGAAGCCAUAUUCAUGUUCAGAAUGUGGGAAAUGUUAUACUCAUCAGCCAAGUCUUAUUAGACAUCAAAGAACUCACACAGAGGAAAAGCCAUUUUCAUGCUCAGAAUGUGGGAAAUGUUUUAUUUUUAAAUCAGGUCUUGUUGUACAUCAAAGAACUCACACAGGAGAGGAGCCAUUUCCAUGUUCAGAAUGUGGGAAAUGUUUUGCUCAGAAAUCCUAUCUUGUUGUACAUCAAAGAACUCACACAGGGGAAAUGCCAUUUUCAUGUUCAAUAUGUGGGAAAUGUUUUACAUUUAAAUCAGGUCUUGUUAAACAUCAACGAACUCACACAGGAGAGAAGCAAUUUACAUGCUCAGAAUGUGGGAAAUGUUUUGCUCAGAAAUCAGAUCUUGUUAAACAUCAAAGAACUCACACAGGAGAGAAGCCAUUUCCAUGUUCAGAAUGUUGGAAAUGUUUUACUCAGAAAUCAGACCUUGUUGUACAUCAAAGAACUCACACAGGGGAGAAGCCAUUUUCAUGUUCAGAAUGUAGAAAAUGCUUUACUCAGCAAUCACAUCUUAUUCAACAUCAAAGAACUCACACAGGAAAGAAGCCAAUUCAGAGCAAUAAAUGAUGCAGAUAACUCAUCUAUAUAUUAACCAUGUACAUAGGAUAUCUGACAUUUAU
Messenger RNA from Hyla sarda, 2075 nucleotides. RefSeq names its product oocyte zinc finger protein XlCOF22-like. Lineage: Eukaryota; Metazoa; Chordata; Amphibia; Anura; Hylidae. The transcript has 3 exons. The record is from RefSeq and is a predicted model, not a curated record. Bases 1 to 2022 code for a protein of 673 amino acids. Gene Ontology annotation, biological process: negative regulation of transcription by RNA polymerase II; regulation of immune system process; regulation of cytokine production.